AUGUGUAUGCAGGUAGCAGAGCUCCCGUGGUCUGCAUACUGGCUUUUAUUGCGGGGUUAUUACCCAGGAAUCCACCUGUCUUACGUGUAUCUGGGCAAUGGGAAGGAGAAAGUGAUACCCAAGACCAGUAAUGGUGAUGUUAUCGCCGAUGGAUAUGGGAUAUCGUUCUUUGUUGAUCAAAGUGUCCUCCCCAAAGCGAUGAACAGCGAGGUUUGA
Molecule: messenger RNA, 216 nt
Organism: Penicillium samsonianum
Lineage: Eukaryota; Fungi; Ascomycota; Eurotiomycetes; Eurotiales; Aspergillaceae
Exons: 2
Coding region: 1-216 (71 amino acids)
Source: RefSeq, a predicted model, not a curated record